UUGAAACCAGGAAGUACCCUCGGCAACGUAAGAAAGAGAGGGAACAUCAAAUAUACCCUAAUUCAUUUUGCAAAAAAGGAAAAAAAGAAGAGGGAAUCCAAGACUCAAAUUGAUUCAGAGCGUGCCCAAACUUAGGAAUUGCCCAAGAUUCCUGAAAAUCCAAAUGCACCCCAGAAGCGGGAACAAUACCCUCUGCAAAAUUUUCAAACCACGCUCUUCCACUCCUACAAGGCUACAAUAACAACAACAAUCACAAUCACACACACCAACACCAAUCUCAUUUUCCUCUCUUAACCCUCUGUUUCCCUGCUCACUCCGUUCUUUUCCACUUUUCAAGUUCCCAUGGAAAGAAACCAAGAUGGCAGCGUGCGCCCCCAGCGCGAAGCCAAGAAGCGAGCCGCAGCUGCAAUAUGCGAACUACGUGGCACCGCUAAGAAGAAACGCGCCGUUUUGGGUGACCUCACCAACUUACCCAAUGCCGAUGCUCCGCCGGAGAAAACCGGUUCCUAUACUCACAAGGAGAAAAAAAGAAAGCUCGUGAAACCGACGGAGACAGUAAUCACGCCGGAGAAGUUAAAUGAAACCCAUUUGUGUGGACCCUACGUUUCUGAUAUUUACGACUACCUUCGAAGGAUGGAGGUGGAUCCUAGUAAACGACCGUUACAUGAUUAUGUUCAGAAAGUUCAGAGGGAUGUUAAUGCUAACAUGAGGGGUGUUUUGGUGGAUUGGUUGGUGGAGGUUGCUGAGGAAUAUAGGCUUUCUUCCGACACGCUUUUUUUUUCUAUUUCUUACAUUGAUAGGUUUUUGUCUUCGAAUGUUUUAACGAGACAUAAAUUGCAAUUACUCGGGGUAUCUGCGAUGCUCAUUGCUUCAAAAUAUGAAGAAAUUAAGCCACCUGAAGUGGAGGAUUUUUGUUAUAUUACGGACAACACAUACUCCAAGGAAGAGGUUGUGAAUAUGGAAGCUGAUAUAUUGAAGUCCUUGAAAUUUCAAUUGGGAGGUCCUACAGUGAUGACAUUCCUAAGGAGAUUCUCUAGUGUUGGUCAAGAGGGUGUUGAUGCUUCUGAUCUAAAGUUUGAGUUGCUUAGUUGCUUCCUUGCUGAACUCAGCUUGUUGGAUUAUAAUUGUGUAAAGUUCUUGCCUUCUUUGGUAGCUGCAUCUGUGGUAUUUCUGGCGAGAUUUAUGUUAAGCCCAAAGACACAUCCAUGGAAUUCAGCACUUUGUCAGCUCACUAGAUAUAAACCUACUGAAUUAAAGGAAUGUGUUCUAUAUAUACAUGACUUGUACCUCAUUAGGAGAGGGGGCUCGUUGCAUGCCGUUAGGGAAAAAUACAAACAACAUAAGUACAAAUGCGUGGCAAUAACACCAUCUCCUCCUGAGAUACCUCUUCUUUUUUUUGAAUUUAGCGGGACAGAUUCGUAGGCAAUUGUGACUUGGCUAUUCUUGUUACGGCCUUUGUUUCAACUGUUGGUAGAAAAGGGUUUCCUAACACUAGAGAUGAAGAGUUUUGGACUUUCAAUUGCAUUUGUUGAUACCAAUUUAGGUGCUUGCCAUGAAAUACAAUGGCCUUUAAUGUAUCAAUGCUGGCUUCACUGACUGUGACUGGACUCGCUGACUUUGUGGAGAAUUAGUUUUUUUCAAACAAUUAGGAUUUGUUUGUGGAAGAGUUCUUUCAAGGAGUCACGAUCUCAUUGUAUGUAUAGGGAAGUGCUAUACUUUUUCAUUUUAGUUGCUUCAUUCUAUGAUUUCCAGGAUCUGAU
Messenger RNA from Abrus precatorius (Indian licorice), 1760 nucleotides. Its product is annotated as putative cyclin-A3-1. Gene Ontology annotation, biological process: regulation of cyclin-dependent protein serine/threonine kinase activity; mitotic cell cycle phase transition. The coding region runs from base 343 to 1422 and encodes 359 amino acids. Lineage: Eukaryota; Viridiplantae; Streptophyta; Magnoliopsida; Fabales; Fabaceae. The record is from RefSeq and is a predicted model, not a curated record. The transcript is spliced from 8 exons. Gene Ontology annotation, molecular function: cyclin-dependent protein serine/threonine kinase regulator activity. Gene Ontology annotation, cellular component: nucleus; cytoplasm; cyclin-dependent protein kinase holoenzyme complex.